AUGGACCCAUCUUGCGAUCUGCACACAUGCUCAAGUAAGACCGACAGUUUGUGCCAGUCGCCACGACGCUUUGAGCUCAGCUUGCAGUGGACUAUCGGCGCAAAGUCCACUUCUCAUCAACCGACUCGGUUGUCGUCUUGGAUCACAUGUUUCACGAGCCCACCAAUGCUUGCUUCGUCGGUACAACCGACUCAAGUUGACGCAAAACUCUUCGCUCAAAUGGACAUUUGA
Messenger RNA from Protopolystoma xenopodis, 231 nucleotides. NCBI's taxonomy places the organism in Eukaryota, Metazoa, Platyhelminthes, Monogenea, Polystomatidea, Polystomatidae. The record is from the annotation of a GenBank genome assembly.